AUGGCCGCUGAGCUUCCUCCCUUGCUGAAGGCUUCCCUGGAGCAAACCAAAGUCGCCUACCGUCAGCUUGGGAAGAGUGGUCUACGCGUUUCCGUACCCAUUCUCGGCGGCAUGAGCAUUGGCUCUCCGGAAUGGGGAUCGUGGAUUCUUGACGAGGAGAGGGCUCUACCUUUACUGAAAGCUGCUUACGACCGAGGCCUUACCACCUGGGACACCGCGAACAACUAUUCCAACGGCAAGUCAGAAGAAAUCAUUGGCAAGGCAAUCAAACAUUACAAUCUUCCUCGGCAUAAACUCCUCAUUCUUACGAAAUGCUGGUCACCUGUCAGUGAACACGACAACAAGUAUGUUGUCCCCUUCGCCGACUACAUGCGCCAGGACAAGGAAUACGUCAAUCAAUUUGGCCUCUCCCGCCAAGCGAUCUUCAACGCAGUCAACGCCUCGCUGAAACGCCUGGGUACGGACUACAUCGAUCUCUUUCAAAUCCAUCGCUUCGAUCCCUUCACUCCCAUCGAAGAGACAAUAGAAGCUCUCCAUGAUCUGGUCCGAAGUGGGAAGGUGCGAUACAUCGGCGCGAGCUCGAUGCGGACGUAUCAGUUCAUCAUGAUGCAGCAUUGUGCAGAGAAGCAUGGGUGGACAAAGUUUGUCUCCAUGCAGAAUCAGUACAGUCUCCUCUACCGCGAGGAGGAGCGGGAGAUGAAUCGCUUCUGUAAUGAGACAGGCGUUGGUCUCAUUCCUUGGGGUCCUCUCGACGGCGGUAAACUUGCUCGUCCGCUCUCGCAGGUUCGAGGCACUACUCGCUCGGAGAACACCGACCCGAACGCAGUGACAGAGGCAGAUGAGGUGAUUAUCUCCAGAGUGGAGGAGUUGGCAAACAAGAAAGUCUGGACAAUGGGUCAGGUGGCUUUGGCUUGGGUCAACCAGCGUGUCGCCAGUCCAAUUGUGGGCUUCAGCUCUGUUGAGCGAAUGGACGAGAUGAUACAAGUCAAAGAUAAUACCUUGACGGCUGAUGAGGAGAGAUACUUGGAGGAGCCAUACGUGCCUAAGCCGGUUGGCGGGCAUGAUUAG
Aspergillus pseudoviridinutans is the source of this 1068-nucleotide messenger RNA. RefSeq names its product aldo/keto reductase. The coding region runs from base 1 to 1068 and encodes 355 amino acids. The transcript is spliced from 5 exons. NCBI's taxonomy places the organism in Eukaryota, Fungi, Ascomycota, Eurotiomycetes, Eurotiales, Aspergillaceae. The record is from RefSeq and is a predicted model, not a curated record.